AUGGGUCAGAUGGUCUCGAGUGCCAUCGAGAGCGUUCAAAACGACUCCGAGAAGCAGCAGUUGGCAAACGAUGCCUUGAAUCAGAUGCAGGAGCUCGGCCACCAGCAGAUCAGCUCAUUCAUGCACGAUGUCACUAACAAUGCUGUGAACGCAAAGUUGAUUCCGGUUGGCCAAAUCCUGCAUCAGGAGUCCAUCGUGCGAUGCAGUAUUUCGACCGAGGCGGCACAUAUUGACAAAGAAAUCGCCGAUACGUUCAACCUCUUUGUCAAAGGGGACAUGGCUGGUGCAAUCAGCAGUAUCGUCCGCAGCGGCCUGGCUGCGGUUAUUGGGUCAUACGAGGGAAACAGGUCAGAUAGGACCACCUAUGCCGUGACGACUGGGGUGCUUGGCGGUAUCCAGCGCGUUGACAUUCGGAUGUUUGCUUGGAGAUACACUUCCACACAGCUAACUGCCAUUACGAAAGACAUGCUCGCUGUGGCGGUUAUCGUCUCUGCCGUGGACCCAAAGCAGGUCACCAAUUUUGCUAUUCGAUCCAUGGUUCAAGAGCAGUUUGACAAGCUUCCGAUAGCAGAGCAAGAAAAGGUUUUGAAGACAAUCCUGGAUGCAAAAAGGAAGCACAUGAUGCAGGUGAAUAGCUUCAAUACGUACUAG
Molecule: messenger RNA, 651 nt
Organism: Aspergillus puulaauensis
Lineage: Eukaryota; Fungi; Ascomycota; Eurotiomycetes; Eurotiales; Aspergillaceae
Exons: 3
Coding region: 1-651 (216 amino acids)
Source: RefSeq, a predicted model, not a curated record